CCCAGCCAAGCUCCAGCCAUACAACUCCGCCCACUCCGUUACCACAGCCACUAGCUAAAGGUGCUGCUGCUAGCUUGCUCCUGUUAGCACUGGAAGUCAGUCACGUCCUGGUAACUUGUAGUAAACAUUAAACUGUCCGGCCACUUUGAAAACUGGAGGGCAGAGUUUAACCCCAGGAUGUGCUCCUUCCUCGGGUGUGGUUCUUUGCGUCGCCGUGCACAACUCUUUAAGUUACCUGAGGAUCCGGAGAUGAGGCUGGAGUGGGUUCAGUUUCUUUUUGAAGCAAACAAGCAACGACUUAAAGAGUCGUGCUGGACUGAAAUCACAAUUUGUAAUGAACACUUUACUGAUGACUGUUUUGAGCACCUGACUACGGCGGCAGACACGGUCCAGCUGAAGCCCAGUGCUGUCCCAUCAGUGAGUGUCAAGUCAGAGCCAGACGAGCUGUUGGAGAACCCACACUAUGUGAAGCCUGUGGAUAGCAGAGGUACUGCUCCUCAGUCUGGUGACCUAAAUGAUCCAACUUUAAAGUCACCUGAUGUUUCGAAUGCUGUUUGUACUGGAUCCCACCAGAUUCAGUACAAAGUUAGGAAUGUUGACCUGAACAACGAGGAAGCUGGUCUUCUACAGGUGAAAGCAAAGCAUGUUGUGAAUGAAAGCUGCCUCUUCCAGUUGUUCCGCCGUAAGUGCCCGUCAUGUGGAUGCAAACUUCAGACAGAGAAAGUCACCAGUGGUGUGCUCAUCAUCUUGAACCAACAGUGUCUUCAGUGUGACUACGGAUACCAGUGGAAAAGCCAAGUCAAUGCCAGUGUGCCCACAGCUGAAGAUCAACCCCUGACAGAAGUGGUAGACGUAACGCCAGAGACCCAACAGAAAAUGUCUACUGAUGACAACGCCAGCAGCACAGUUCUCUCCGAGAUUGUUACGUUCAGUGAUGAAGAAAGUGAUUUGUCAGAUGAAGGAGAGGAAGGGGAUGAAGGUGGGGUGAGUUCAGAUGGGGAAUGGAAACCAACUGAGGAUUUUUUGCUCUCUGAAAAGCUCACAAAGGAGUUUGAAGAGGAAACUGAAAGAGAAAGCGGAGAGGAACACGUUUUUUAUUCCUUGGGUGGCCUCAAAAUAAAUGAGCUCUGCACAGAGUGUGGACAUUUUUUCACUAUUCCGAAGUCUCACACAUGUGAGCACAAAAAAAAGCCCUAUUCCUGCAACAUAUGUGGCAAAAGAUGUAUUACUGAGCUGUCUCUGAAAUGUCACAGCAGAAUCCACGAUGAAACAUAUGAUCAUCCCUGUAAAUACUGCCACGUUACCUUCAAGACAAAGGUGGACAAACUUAAACACGAGCAGACCCAUCAAGAUAGCAAAGAUCCCUAUAAAUGUCCUGACUGUCCAGAGACAUUUUCCAACAACAAAAGACGCAGGAUCCACUUGGCAAAACACAGAUCUAAGGAGAGCAGAUGUGGAGUUUGUGGGAUUAAAUUUAGGAAUGUACAUCAUCUUCGGAGACAUUCUGUCGUGCACACAGGAUUGAAACCGUAUAAAUGUUCAGAGUGCGAACGCAGCUUUAACCAGGCGGGCCACCUGAAGUCCCACAUGCGUGUGCACACAGGAGAGAGGCCUUUUAAGUGUCCACAAUGUGACAAAAGCUUCAAUCACAAUGUGAGCUUGAGGAGUCAUUUUCAGAGUUACCACUUAUCGAACUCUGGACGUGGACGGAACAAGGGUAAGUUAACUGAAACAGUCAGCACCACUGGUGAUCCGGACGACAGUAGAAAUAAGAGAGGCACAGACUUUAGGUGUGUGGAGGAAGAAGAAGAAGAUACAGAAGAAGAGAUGAAGAUAGCAAGAAAAAAUGCGCAAAAAAGGACAAACACAGGAAGUCCCAAACAAAUGCCUAAGAGACAUUCAGCAGGCAACUUGGUUGUAGCAGGGGGAAAAAAAGGCAAACGUUCAAACUCUUAAGACUGUAAAAUAUAGGAAAACAGGUUUCAGUGAUGAGAAAAGUGAAGACAAGCUAUCAGAAAGUGACUUAUCCUUUGACCUGGCAGAGGGCAAAGAAGAGGAUAAGAAGGAGACCUUGAGGAAGACCAUCAAAUAAAAGGAGGUACAGCAGCCAGAGCAUCAGUAAAAGCAAGGGGAAACUCAAGGGAAGAACAAAAAAGAAAUAUAUGGUCUAAAAAUGCUUAAAACACACACAUCUGAAUAUAUCAUUUGGUUGUGCUGUUGUGAAAACAAAGAAGACAUAGAAAACUGGUUUGGUUUCUCUUGAGUCGAUAAAAGUAUUCAGCACUUUACUGAUGUUGUUUGCAAAAUACUUAGUCAAGGUCUUAAAGGCAUUGCAGGUUUUUACAUUUAAUGUC
Messenger RNA from Eleginops maclovinus (Patagonian blennie), 2354 nucleotides. RefSeq names its product zinc finger protein with KRAB and SCAN domains 7-like. The transcript has 4 exons. Bases 178 to 1956 code for a protein of 592 amino acids. NCBI's taxonomy places the organism in Eukaryota, Metazoa, Chordata, Actinopteri, Perciformes, Eleginopidae. The record is from RefSeq and is a predicted model, not a curated record.